CUCGGCGUCUCAAGCUGCCUGCUUGUGCCCUCACCUUCCUGCGUGUCCCGGCGUUUGAAACCCAAACAUAAGAAAAAGAGGAAGACUUCAUAGCGCGCUCAUGGGAGAACGCAGUAUUUUUUUCAUGCCUGCACGUCGCACGAUGGCUUAUAUAUGAGGAGGACAGUUUGGGAUGCGACCAUAAACAAGCGCCUCCACGGACAGAAGCGCAUGAGAAAACAUAACUCUGUCCUCCCUGACACCGAGAAGGACUCCUCCCCGCAUCGGUCGUGUCACACCCGGUAAAUCGCCGGGAAAGGAUAACAUUAUUUUUUUCACGCUGGAAACGAAAGACCGUGCCCAGCUUUCCCCAUUCAUUUCUCAGUGACUGGCUGACUGUAUGGCUUUAAAAAGUUGCCUGGAAAACAUGGACAUCUGACGUGCGCCUUACAGCGUCAUUGGACACAUUGAUUCCCCCCUCUCUCUUUUUUUCUCCAUCAUAUCUUGGGCUGGCUAAUCCCCUGCGCUUUCGGUUUGGAGUAAAGAAUAAGUGUUCAGCAGCUGUCAUUUGCCCUGAUACAGGCUACAUCCAGUAGCUCCCUGCAGGAACACGAUCACACCACAGAAGACACUGCCUGUUGUGCUGCGUAUUGGUGUCUACAUUUGCUGAUCACUGUUUGUGCAGUAGAUGGAGAGAUAUUUUGUCACCUUGAUACGGAUUUGUUAGAGUUGACAACCUUCACCAAAUAAAGCUCAUGAUUCAUCUGAACUUUCUCUCUGCGUCAGCGAGAAACGCGUUGCUUUUGUAACUUCACAUUUCCUUCUACCCGAAGAAGUGUCAUCCGAACUGUCAUUAAUGGUUUUUCCUUCGUUUUCUAUGUUGUGCGCAUUUGUAUUUGUUUAGUAUUCACAAACUGCGCCAGAAACACGCGGACACGUGUGAAUGAGACUCAUCACCUGUCCCGGUUGAAACGCCCGUGCAACUUGACUGACUAACCUACGCUGAAGAGGAAUACGUGCCGAAGUUUGCUGUAGUGAUGCUGCAAUUGGAAAUGGUUGUCUUCGUCUGCUUGGUGCUGUUGAUGUGUGUAUUUAGCCAGGAGCCAAGCUCCAAAGUGGUGGCCGACCGCUACGCUGUCUUCUGGAACCGAACCAACACCAAGUUCCACCGUGGGGAUUACCACAUCGAUGUGUGCAUAAACGACUACCUUGACGUCUACUGUCCUCACUAUGAAGACACAGUGCCUGAGGAACGGACAGAGCGCUACGUCCUCUACAUGGUCAACUAUGAUGGCUAUAGCACGUGUGACCACACCUCCAAAGGCUUUAAACGCUGGGAAUGCAACAGGCCGCACUCUCCGAACGGGCCACUUAAGUUUUCAGAGAAGUUCCAGCUCUUCACUCCCUUCUCCUUGGGCUUUGAGUUCAGACCGGGCAGAGAAUACUAUUACAUCUCCUCCACUGUUGCUGAAAAUGGGAAAAAAACCUGCUUGAAGCUCAAAGUUUUCGUCCGACCAGCAAACAGCUGUGUGAAAACUAUAGGUGUACAUGACCGCGUUUUUGAUGUAAACGACAAAGUAGACAAUACAUUAGAACCACGAGACGAUACCAGCCAUGAACCGGCUGAGCCUUCACGAAGUGAAACAAAUGAUGUGCCACGCCUCCAGAAAACAAGUCCGCUUCUGGCUUCGAUGCUGAUCUGCUUAGCAGCACUCUCCACUUUAUAGCGCCUCCCUCUGUCCCGGAGGUCAUUUACACCUAGCGUGGCCUGAACCUGCCCAAGGCUGCAGGGUAGGGGGUGGGAUUUGGGUGGAUUGCAUUUGCUUGUUUGGGCAUAAAAGCAGGCUUCUCAAGGAACCCUCUAUUUUUUUCAGAAAAAAAAAUAUUUAAGUGGUCUUUCUCCGUCUGUGAGUGAAAAAAAAAAAAAGUUGAUGUUAGAAGCGGGAGAAACAGUUCCCCCCCUUAAACCUUCAACUAAGAUGCCAAAUCCUGUUUGACACAUAGUGAUUCUUACUUUCCCGUGACUUUUGACAUCCCUUUACAUUAUGUUUCUGUCAAUGCAACGCUGUUUAGACAUACACAUAUACACACACUUUACAUAACACACGACAUUACUGUGCCGCAGAGUCAAAUACAAAAAAUAUUGACAUCAGCAUUGAGCAGGAGUAGAGUUGUUAUACAGUAGCCAGUUUUACAUAGUAGGACAGUGAAGAUGCUAGGUCUUAGAAAUGACUGUACAUACGCAAACAAAUAAUCCUGAGACCUCUCAAGGAGCCUUUCAGAAUAUAUUUUGAUUGUUCUGUUGGGUCAUUAAGAGAAAAAAAAAAAGAUUUUUGCAUCUCCGUUCGUCUAGAGUUUUUUUCAAUUAAGUAAGAAAAGCUAAGAGUUAAAGACGUAAGAAAAGAAGUGUGAAGUUUCAAGCAGAAGCAAGACGAUAAACCUGAGCACUGAAAAUUAAAUGCCCGGUAUGCACCUUAGCCCAACAGGUCUUCAGACUAUGUUGGUUCAAAGACGGUCUGAAGAUUAUUUGUCAUUCAAUCUCAGAUUUCCCUUGAAAAUAGAGUGUUUGUAUAUUUUGGAUAAGCUACUUAAAAGGUUUAGCGAAUCUUUGAGUUAAUAAAGGUAAAAACCAUGAAAGUCUGCUCAACAAAGCAUUGCUCUGGCUAACAAAGCAACUAAAUUGAAACUUUCUCACCAGACAUUUUUUUUUUGUUUCGGCGGAUAUCAGGAUCAAAAAUCAAUACCUUCUCAAAGUUGAUCGUGCAAUUUCACAGCAGCGGUCACAGUCAUUUUAUACAAUGUUUACUGAGCUAGGCAGCAAUUUGUUCUCUCUAUUCAGUCUGAGAAUUAGUCAAUAUUAACACUCCCAUAAACAUUUGCAUCCACAGCCCCCCCACCUCUCUAUUGACUGUUAAAAGAAUUGUUUGAAAAUGAUUUGCAGCUUUAUUUUUUACAUCUCUAUAAUAAUACAGGUUCUAAAACUGUAGGACUUUUGUACUGUGUGACAUCAAGCUAAAUAAGAAAUAUGAAAGAAAUCGUGGGAAACUGUUUGAAAAGACAUUUCCAUUAUUAGUGCCAUACUUUUCCUUGGAUCCCUGUCCCAUAAGUGUAACCACAGCCUUGACUCAUACAGUAGAUUUACGUAAAAGUGAGAUUUUUUUUUAGAGCCAGCUCGUUGCAUUAGCUAAUGCAUAGCUUGUGUUUGCCGUGUGAAUAACAACAACAAAAUCCAUUAAAUUCUAGGCAAUGCACUGCUUUAUUUAGUCUGGCCAGGUUUGUGUUAGCACUUAAAUUUAAAGGAAUUCGCUGUGACAUAAUGAUAUUCAGCUUCCUUCAACUCCCGCUGAUGCACAUGGUGAGUUAGCAUAAAAAGCUUUUAUGUUUUUUUUUUUCCUUUUUCUUUUCAGAUUGACUUAUUUCUUAGUUUUAAAAGAAGUCUGAACACACAGAAAACGUGCGGCAACUGACUUCCCUUCAGAGCCGGGUUCUUGCACGAGAAACAGGGCACCAAUUGGUCUUGAAAUAUGGAUUCAGAAAUGUAGAAAAAUAGCAAGAAAAGGAGCAAAGGAGCAAUUGCAUGUCCACCUUCAGCUUCUUGUGUUACUGGCUUAAGUGACUCUUUAAUGAGGUUCAAAAUGACAGGCAUGUGGACCCCAUGUUGUGGCAAGGGGAGUUAUUUCUGGUAUUAAAAAUAGAUGCUGGAAGGCCUGGGGGGUCUCGGGGGGAGGUAGAUUUCCGCCGUGGGGGGUUUUAAAGCACCAAUGACCUUGCAGUUUGAGAGAAUUGGUGAGUGAAGGAGACAGAAAGAAUUAAAGUGAGAGAAACACACACACACACACAGAUGGAAAGACAUGAGAAGUAGCUGAAGGUAGUGUGACUAGAGUGCCUAAAAAGUAAAAAAUAAAAAUCCAAACAAAGUGACAAAAAAUAAAAGAAUCCAUUCAACACUACUGGAACAAACACCUUCUCUGACAAACGUACGUUCAGUAACAUUCAGUCUCAAAGGCACAUGGUAAUGGUUUUGCUUUGUGGCUGCCUUUUUCUGUCUUUAUUACUAGAAAGACUGCCUUUGCCUUUUGCCAUUAGUUUUUUGGGGGGAUUUUGGUAACAAUGCUAUUACAGUGGAAUAGCAGCUCGGCUGUGAGGGGUGACAGGAGACAUGCCAUUUAAUGAGGUACUAAUUUUCAGGAUAACACCACAGGGAAUGAGCACUGCAUAUGAUUCGAAAUGGAUGCUUGCGAGCAGAUUAACAAUAGACUUUUAUCGGAAACCAGCUUCAAUUGUACUCUUAUUAAUUACUUAAUUACCAAUGGUAUUUGUCAUUAUUGCUAUCAUUGUCAUGAUUUAUUCUGUACACACCUUAACCUGGGAAAUGAGGAUCAACUUAUAUACUGGAUACUGUGUAUCCUGAGGUAGUCAACCAUAAAACAUGUAGUGUUAGGUUAGUAUCCGUUUUGUACCUUUCUGGAGGACAAAAGAAAAAAAUGAGAUACAUCAUUGUUAAAUCUGUAUAAUUAUUAUUGUUAUGAUGAUGAUGAUUAUGACUAUUAUUAUUAGGAAAACUUCUUGAUGUAAAUAGUGUUUGAUAUUAAAGUAUUAAUUUGGUUCUUAUGUCUUUUCUAAAAAACAAACAAACAAACAAACAAAUACCAUAUUAUCUCGGGGUUUUGCGGAGUGUGUACUGUCUUCAAACGAUGCAUUGUGUGUUUUGAUACUCAAUGCCUAAUGACACUUUGAGCUAAUACACAGUGGAAACCUGUGGGCGCUGAACACGUAUCGGUGAACAGCAGGCUGGACUUUAGCCAACAGGAGGCUCAUCUCUUACAUGUUUCAAACCAGUCACCAACCACCACGUCUUCAUGUCAGGAUCCUGCCUUGAUAAGAAACAUUUGGGACUUAAUGGGUGGCCUAUUUGUACUUUUCUUUUGCCUUCAGUGUUUGAAAGCAUGUUGGUCAGCUCAAAAAUCAGCCAUAACUGGACUGUUGGCUUUUUAAAAAGAAGGAUCUCACCAGUUUCAUUAUGUGGCAUGCGCAUGAACUUGAUGACAUGUUUAAAAAAAAAAUCAUUUGGAAAAAAAAAAAG
Molecule: messenger RNA, 5062 nt
Organism: Pundamilia nyererei
Lineage: Eukaryota; Metazoa; Chordata; Actinopteri; Cichliformes; Cichlidae
Gene: efna5b
Product: ephrin-A5b
Exons: 5
Coding region: 1017-1706 (229 amino acids)
Biological process (GO): axon guidance; regulation of actin cytoskeleton organization; ephrin receptor signaling pathway
Cellular component (GO): plasma membrane; external side of plasma membrane
Molecular function (GO): ephrin receptor binding
Source: RefSeq, a predicted model, not a curated record